AAGCUGCAGAAUGCACAUCAAUAAAGACACAAGCAACAUUGGUUUAUCCUUCCGCUUAUAAAUAUUGAUUAGUUUUGUCGCCUUUCAAGCCAUGUUUCGUGUCUGCCAAGCCUUUUGCGCAGUGAAGAUUCGUGAUAUGAGGCUCCGUUGCAUCGAUUCUGUAAAUCAUCCAUAUCUCCGGCCCAAGAUUUUGCUGCUAAACGGAAUACGGGGCAACACGGGAUUCACAGCCUCCUUCAAUUUUUUUUCUCUCCUGAUACCCAAGUGGGUCAGGCCAAUGAUAGGAGGAUUCGUAUUUUCGUAUCUCUUCAUGGCUGGCAUUUUGGAAACCUUUUCAGCCCAUGACUACAGGUACCCAAGACGCCACAAGCUUCAAUAUUUUGUCAAUAUUUGGAUGCAGCAGGUGUCGUGCUGGACGGGUGCCAAUCUCUCUGGUCGAAUUCCCAGGAUCAGAUCCGUACAGGAUUUCAAUGCUUGCAGUGCCGAAUCUGGAACGAUGCCGCGAAGAAGGUGCUGCGAUCCGCGGGAAUUAUUCGCUGUGCCGAAUCUGGAAUGAUGCUGCGAAAAAGGUGCUACCAACAGCGGGAAAAUACUUGGCCUUCAUCCAUUUGCUGUAUGACGACGCACCUAGAUGCGGCUGAAAAGCGAAGACGCGCAAUGUACAUUAGGCCAUAGAGAUUCCCCGCGACUGUCUUGG
Molecule: messenger RNA, 697 nt
Organism: Trichoderma harzianum CBS 226.95
Lineage: Eukaryota; Fungi; Ascomycota; Sordariomycetes; Hypocreales; Hypocreaceae
Exons: 1
Coding region: 92-556 (154 amino acids)
Source: RefSeq, a predicted model, not a curated record